Messenger RNA from Rubroshorea leprosula, 1030 nucleotides. The record is from the annotation of a GenBank genome assembly. NCBI's taxonomy places the organism in Eukaryota, Viridiplantae, Streptophyta, Magnoliopsida, Malvales, Dipterocarpaceae.
GCAUCUGUCACGACUCACACCCAAAUUUCUACCUAAUUUAAUUCUAUAUUAUUUCUCUGCUUUCUUUCCUUUGCUCUUUAUAUUUCACCUUCACUUGCAGAAAUGUCAAUGACUUCUACUUCUUGAGUUCUUUUCUCUUCAAAGCCUACGCCUGUACGCCCUCUUUGCUUCUCCCAACUAAACUCUACCGAGUUACAACCCUAAAACCCCACGCAACUUUCGACUCCAAAAGAACUGUUUCAAAUUUAUUGAGGGGAGCUAUGUCAGCCGCCGUUGCCGCCGCUGCUGCUGCCGCCGCAUGCAGUUCCUCUAACAGCAGUUACCGGAAUGAGGGUGAUCGGUUUGCUUCAUCAUCCCAACCAUCUAUGCCGCCCUCAUUGCUGCUUAUGAAUCUCAGAAACGACGUCACUGGAUAUGGAACACCUUCGGCCUAUACCAGAGGAACCACCGUCCGCCGCUGGCUCUCUCGCCCUGCAGCCACGUCCUCGAGUUCCUUAAAUACCCCGACCAAUUCGGCAAAACCGAAUUCCACACUCACAACUCCCAGCUCUUCGUCUACCCGCACCCACACCCGCUGCCCCUCUGCGCGUGACCUCUCAAGCAAGACUGGGGCAGCUUGGAUGCACUCAUCCGCCGACUGAGAGCCUCCUUUAAGGUGAAGCCGCGGCGGGAAGCUGGAGAUGAGCCCGUUUGCAUGGCACCGUGGAGUUGUAGGGAUUGCUUGUGAGAAAGAAGAAAGAAAGAAAGGCACACAGAAAGAGAAGAAGAAACAAAUACAGUGGCCUUCAAAUGAUUGUCUAAUUCAGGGCAAUCAUUGGAAUCCAUGAUUAUGCUUCCUUUCCUUCGUUGAACUAGAUGGAGUUAAUUUCUGUUAUACUUAUUAUGAGAGAUGUGGGGUUGAUGAUGGUGAUUAAUUAAUCUUACAUCUUUACCGUAUGUGCAUCUGAAGUUUGUGUACUCAGUAUGUAAUCAGUAAUUUACAUAUAUUGUGUGGUCUUUGUUAAUGAUCAAGUAAAUGAGUUGAAAAGAU